CCACGCCCCCCUGGCUCCGUCCCUCAUCUUCCUCCUCGCGCGAGCGCCGCCACCCCUCCCUCCCCAUCCCUUUGCUCCCCCAGACGACGCAUCCCGGGGCGUGACGCUGCUCUGCACGGCUUGGACCGAUGACGAGGACCAACGGCGCGAGCGGCGGCGGCGGUGGGCAGCAGGCUGCGGGAAAGCUCCCGCGGAAGCGCUUCUACCGGGCGCGCGCGCACAGCAACCCGCUCAGCGACUCGCACUUUCCGAUCCCCAUAUCUCCCGACGACGUGGAACUCUCGCAGCACUACCCGCGCUACUUCCCCGCCGAUAAGGACGAGCACGGCGAUGGCGAGGUGGCGGCGCCCCGGAUCCGCUUCGCGGAUGUUGGGUGUGGGUUUGGUGGGUUGCUCGUCGGGCUUUCACCGAUCUUCCCGGACAAGCUCAUGAUAGGCAUGGAGCUGAGGGACAAGGUGACUGAGUAUGUCAAAGAGAGAGUUUUAGCUUUAAGAGCAUCAAACCCAGGACAGUACGACAACAUAUCCGUUGUGCGCACCAAUUCAAUGAAAUACAUUCCGAACUACUUCAGAAAGGCUCAGCUCUCCAAAAUGUUCUUCCUUUUCCCUGAUCCUCACUUUAAGGAGAAGAACCAUCGGCGGAGGGUGAUUAGCAUGCAGUUACUCGAUGAGUAUGCUUAUGUCAUGGAAGUGGGAGGAAUUAUAUAUACUAUUACAGAUGUAGAAGAGCUUGGUAUAUGGAUGCGUUCAUGUCUGGAGAAACACUCACUCUUCGAAGCUGUUCCAGACGAAGAGAUAAAAGUCGAUCCAGUUGUCAAGUUAUUGUCUACAGCCACUGAAGAAGGCCAGAAGGUCGCGAGAAAUGGAGGGCAAACUUUCCAGGCCAUCUUCAGGCGCAUCUCCUUACAAGAGGAAUAAGCAAUUUUGCAAGUUGCUAGCUAUCAGCACAAAUGCACUUUCCCGCACUGCACCAAAUUGAUUUCUGCCAGUUGUAUACAUUUGUGUAGCGUAGCAGAAUUUUGCUGUUUAAGGUUGUAUUCAUUAUUCAGUACUUAGCAUAGUUCUGCUGUCCGAAAUGUUUGCCUCUAUAUUACCAGCCUUUUAAGGCAUUGCAGUGAGUUCUAGCUCUUAGACAAGGAGAGUUUCUGCCAUGUUGUAGAACUUGCAUGCAUCAUUACAUCUUUGGAAAAUUGGUAUGUCUGUUUGGAAAUUUAUACCAGGUGCAUUUCCUAUUGUGA
Messenger RNA from Brachypodium distachyon (stiff brome), 1237 nucleotides. RefSeq names its product tRNA (guanine-N(7)-)-methyltransferase. Gene Ontology annotation, cellular component: tRNA methyltransferase complex. Gene Ontology annotation, molecular function: tRNA (guanine(46)-N7)-methyltransferase activity. Lineage: Eukaryota; Viridiplantae; Streptophyta; Magnoliopsida; Poales; Poaceae. Bases 129 to 917 code for a protein of 262 amino acids. The record is from RefSeq and is a predicted model, not a curated record. Gene Ontology annotation, biological process: RNA (guanine-N7)-methylation; tRNA methylation. The transcript is spliced from 2 exons.